Molecule: messenger RNA, 2606 nt
Organism: Schizosaccharomyces japonicus yFS275
Lineage: Eukaryota; Fungi; Ascomycota; Schizosaccharomycetes; Schizosaccharomycetales; Schizosaccharomycetaceae
Exons: 1
Coding region: 456-953 (165 amino acids)
Source: RefSeq, a predicted model, not a curated record
AGUAAACUUGUCAUAACUACAGAUAUAUAUAGUUGAUUUUAACAUUAUUAAGUAAAUGAUACUUUUUAUAAAUAAACCCUAAGACAUAUUUAAGUUUUUCUUAGCCUCGUGGACAAUAAAUUACGAAAUGAAGAAGCUUUGUCGUGCAUCCAUAAGCGUGUCGAGAUUAAUAUAUUUGAGAGAACGUUUUAUUCUCAUAUCCCACGAAACUAGUCGCAUUCUUUAUGGGAAACUAGACUGCCCGAUUUGAUUCGCGUUAUUUUUGCCAGCCGGCUUUGUUUUAGACUUACAUCUAACCGCAAAAAGUGAGUUAAUUCACGAUUAUAAAGGGUCAAUUGUCUAGGGGUCUAUUAGCAAUUCUUUCUUUUAAAUAGAGACCAGCACCAUCUUCAAUGUUGUGAAGCAAACUGAAAUUAAGCGCUCUUGGAAUUUUUGUAAUCGCUCUUCUGCAAUAUAUGGGACAAGUUUCCGCCGAAGUCACUACUGUGAUUAAGCAAGGCCUUGGUGGUUGUCAGUAUAUGCAACCCGCUACGAACGCCUCAAUUACGUUGACUGUCGGUUCGUCCAAUAAAGCCGCGUUUGCGUAUUUAGUGUACGGACCUGGUGAAGUUGGCUACACUAGUGAUGUGAAGGACGGUGACGGCGAAGCGUAUCUGAACCUUGGUAAAUUCAUCAUCUUGAAUGGUACCCAAUAUGUUUUGUCUACAGGUGUUUACGACCCUUCAGUCAACAGUACAAAGGAGUGGUCUAUGUCGGUAACACAGAGUGGUGUUUAUUGCGCAGAUGCUCGUGCUAUAAACAACAACACGAAGACUGACAAUUAUGAAGUAUCGGCUUCAUUUAAUAAUGGAACAUCCUCUACUAAUAAACCGACCUCAUCUGCGUACAGUGCUAAGCCUUUGUUAUUGCCCAUCUUUGCUGCUAUGCUGCUUUCAUUAAUGUAUCUUAAUUAAGCACUUUGCAAUGCAUAUAGUAUUUUUUUUUACCAUUGAAUUCGUUUGUUUUUCUUUUUCUAGAAGUGAAGUUACUGGAUGCCAGACAAGUAAAUAUGAUAAUGUGUGUGUUUGUAUUCUUGAAGGCUACCUUCGUCUGCUCCGUAGUCUCGUCGCCUCUGAAUACGAACUGUACGCAGCUCCUUUUAUGGUACUUACAAGCUUGCUAUUCAAUUUGUGUCGUUUAGAAUUUGUUUGAUGAAAAAUAAGUUCUCAGUUUUUCUCUAUGUUCAAUUAUGUAACGGUUAAAGUUCUCAGUUUCUGCUUUUUAAAGCUGAAAACUGUAUAAAAUGUGGAUGGAGUGUUUGAAAAUUUUCACUGACAAAGCAUAGUGUAGUAACAUAUCAUGUUUCGUUGUCCGUCUAUUUGAAAGUGGGGUGUAACUACUCUUUAUCACCAAUGUCUUAGAUGAUGUUCACUUAGUUACAGCCAUAACUGUACACAAUAGUUAUCGCGAGUGUCAUGAAUCAUUGCGAACUUAAGCCAUCCAUUUAAACAUGUCAAGCACCUCAUCACGAACGUAUGAAUAAGCAAUUCGACCCGCGCCAUGAUAAAAUGGAGACAACGGCGUUCAUACCCACAAUCGUAUAAACUAUAACGAGCUUGAAAAGCCAAUAAACUAGACCUUCGAGAGCAGAAGUCAAGAUGGUGCCAUUGACGGCGUUCAUGCUUGUAUCGACGCACUCUUCACUGAGAUGAAAUGAAAUGAAGUAUCGAACCCAAUCAUAAUACAAAUGACAAAGCAGAAGGACAUAAAUACUGCAAAACAACUAGGCCACAGUGUUACAUUAUUGAAUUUUGUCCAACCGUCGAUGAAUUUAGUCUUAGGGUUAAGCGACCAGAUUCUAUCAGUAUAACGAGCAUUGAAACGAACAGAAAAAGAUAUCCAACAAUGUUUCAAAGGAAUUAAUAUGACCUUUAAGCUUUAUGGGAAGUAAUGUCAUUAUUGCAAAAACCAAUAUGAAGAUGCACACAAAGAAUAAAGUUGAUAGGGUUUCACUUUGUAGUCCUCCUGACUGAUACGAAUAGCUGACAAUGUCAUAGAUGAGAGACUAUAUACACAACUUGGGAAACCAAUAAGCUGCCCGAGAUAAUUAGAUCAACCCGUAAUCCAGGAAGCUAAGGGACACAACCUUCUUGGCGCCAGUACGAGUAGCAUAAACCACCUGUAGUGGGCAUGCUGGAACAUAAACUCUCUCAAUCCUGCCGCUAAGCAAUCAGCAAACACCAUUGCAGAAGCCAUCCUUAGACCAAUCCAGGUGUGUCGCAAGCAUUAUGUGCCCAAGUCCAAAGUUAUGUCUAAAGUGUUUAAACUAGUCAUCUUUCAUUAGAUUUGAGAGGAAUUGAAUUAAGAAGUGGGUCAAAAAAAAAAAAAAAAAAAAAAAAAAAAAAUUACUAAUAGUGAUGCGAAACCUAAAUUAAUUUAAUCUUCUGAUAAAAAUUUGGCUUUAUGAAGAUGAAAAGGGCUCAAAAUGUAAUGAUUACAUAGGUAAUUUUAAUGUUAUAUGAAAGGUAAUUGCAAUAUAAUUUGCUUUGACAUUGCGCAGGUAAAGAUUGCCAAAAUCACUGAUGAGUCAAUUGGUUAACAGUCUGAAAUGUUAUGGAUAAAGAGUA